AUGAUUGACCACUUUGUCAUCUUCUCCAAGACGGGAACGGUCUUGUGGUCGCGCACGCUGUGCAAAUUGGGCAGUGACCCUGUGGACACUCUCAUUACCCGCGUCCUGAUGGAAGACCGAGCGGGCGACAAGAAGUUUAUCGACGACACGUAUGCGCUGCAAUGGGUGUUUGAGAACAAACUCGACUUGGUGUUUGUCGUCGUGUACCAGAAGAUCCUUCAAUUGCUGUACAUUGAGGAGCUGCUGGAGAGUGUCAAGAAGGACUUUGUCGCCAUGUUCCCCCAGCAGAUUGCGAAUAAAACGCCGGUCGUGUAUGGACCUAGGUUUACAACAAUCCUGAAGGCUUCUGAGCUCAAGGCGACGUCAAAACAAGUACGGAAGGGACCACGUGGUUUCGAUAUGUCCAAGAAGGCCAAGGCCAAGGGCGUCACGAACCAUGCAAGUGGCCGCACGGCGUCUUCUGUGCGGUCUUCUGUGAAGGAUGGAGAACAAUCUAAUGACGAUGGAAGCGACAGCCCCGCUUUUGACGAGCUAGACCUCAACGAUCUGGAGAGCAAGGCGGCACUGAACUCGUCGAAGGGUCGCAAGAUGCGCACGGGUCCGCGCCGUAAAGGAAAGGAGAGUGCCGCGAAGGAGUCAAAGAAGAGCGGCAAACAGAGGACGAUAUGGGACAAUACGAAGGUGUCCAAAACCGAGGCGAAAGCACUGGAUCGUUCGAAGACAGUCAGCGCCGCAGAAGAAGUAGCCCAGCUCCGUGAAAAGCGAGAAGCCUACAUUGGAGAACUGGAAGAUAGCGAUUCGGACGAGUUGGUGGAUACAGACGACGAAUCUGCCCCCUCGUCGGAAGCAGAAUCUGACUCCAGCCAGGGUGGAUGGAGCUUUUCGAAGACUCGCAUCGGCAGUUUUCUUAGCUCGGUGUCUGGCAAUAAGAUCCUUGAGCGAAAAGACCUGGAGCCUGUGAUUACCCCCAUGCACCAGAUGCUAAUCAGCAAGAACGUGGCUUCCGAAGUCGCCAACGAGCUGUGCGAAUCUGUCAUCACCACCGUGGUCGGCCAGCGAUUGGAGAGCUUCACACGCAUAUCAACGGUCGUCCGCAAGGCUCUGGAAGCCGCUCUGCUGCGCAUCUUGACGCCGAAAAAAUCUACUGAUGUGCUGCGCGAGAUUUUGCAGGCAAAGGCAGAGGGCCGUGCGUACAGCAUCGUCUUUGUGGGUGUAAAUGGCGUUGGCAAGUCCACCAGCUUGUCGAAGGUGUGCUACUACUUGAAAUCGAAGGGCAUAAACGUCAUGAUUGCUGCGUGUGAUACUUUUCGCUCGGGAGCUGUGGAGCAACUGAACCAGCACGCGAAGGUUUUGGACGUGAAGUUGUUCGAAAGGGGCUACGCCAAAGACCCGGCCUCAGUGGCAAAGGAGGCGAUCAAGUACGGCACCGAUAAUGGAUACGAUUGCGUGCUUAUCGACACUGCCGGCCGGAUGCAAAAUAAUGAGCCGCUCAUGCGUGCACUGGCCAAGCUCGUGUCUAACAACGAGCCGGACCUUGUUCUCUUCGUUGGAGAGGCGUUGGUUGGAAAUGACGGUAUUGAUCAGCUGUCGAUGUUUGACCGGUCCCUUGCAGACUACUCGGACCGUCGUGAGCCACAUCGCAUUGAUGGCAUUGUCAUCACGAAGUUUGACACUAUUGACGAUAAGGUCGGUGCUGCAUUGUCGAUGGUCUACAAGACCGGCCAGCCGAUCAUGUUUGUUGGCACGGGACAGAAGUACACGCACUUGAAGAAGCUUAACGUGCGCACGGUUCUGCGUCACCUUUUGCAGUAA
Messenger RNA from Hyaloperonospora brassicae, 1812 nucleotides. The record is from the annotation of a GenBank genome assembly. Lineage: Eukaryota; Oomycota; Peronosporomycetes; Peronosporales; Peronosporaceae.